Fundulus heteroclitus (mummichog) is the source of this 3974-nucleotide messenger RNA. It is a transcript of the gene slc26a1, whose product is annotated as solute carrier family 26 member 1. The record is from RefSeq and is a predicted model, not a curated record. NCBI's taxonomy places the organism in Eukaryota, Metazoa, Chordata, Actinopteri, Cyprinodontiformes, Fundulidae. Gene Ontology annotation, biological process: transmembrane transport. The coding region runs from base 234 to 2375 and encodes 713 amino acids. The transcript has 8 exons. Gene Ontology annotation, cellular component: membrane. Gene Ontology annotation, molecular function: bicarbonate transmembrane transporter activity; secondary active sulfate transmembrane transporter activity; oxalate transmembrane transporter activity.
AAGAGAUCGUACCCUCAUCUACUGAGCCUGAACGCUCGGAUGACAAAGCAGCAGCAGAAGUCACGCACAGAGCCGAACACAAAGCCGCGCAGGUUUAAAAAACGAGCUGCCAACUCUGGAGAGAGCGUAACUCCUGGUCGUCCACGAAGCAGUGACUCUGCAAGAGCGCAGCUGACAGCCUCUGGGCCUUCUCCUUCAUCUCCACGUGCUGCCUCCUCUUCUUCAACAAGACCAUGGAGGAGGUCUCUCCAGACUCAGAAACCCCAUUGGUCCCGCCACCCCUCCUGGAGCGGCGCGUUCGCCAGCGACAGCCGGCAGUCUCUGUUCUUAAGUCAAAGCUGAGAAAAGGUUUGACCUGCUCUGGACCAAAGGUCCGCUCCACUCUGACGGGGUUCUUCCCCGUGGUGCGCUGGCUGCCAAAAUACAAGCUUAAAGAGUACAUCUGGGGCGAUGUGAUGUCUGGGGUGAUUGUUGGUGUCAUUUUGGUACCGCAGGCCAUCGCGUACUGCCUGUUGGCAGGAGUGCCCCCCAUUUAUGGUCUGUACACCUCAUUUUACGCCAAUAUCAUCUACUUUCUCAUGGGGACAUCCAGACAUGUUUCAGUUGGGAUCUUCAGCCUCAUGAGCCUCAUGGUGGGACAGGUGGUGGUUAGGGAAGUUUUCGCUGCUGGUUUUGAUCUGAACGAGGACUCCACCCCAUCUCCUCAUGAAGUCUUAAACGACACCCUGGGUGCCAACCUCACUCUUACACCCGAGCACACCGUGGAGGUGAUGGGCAUGCAGUUAGGGAAGGACUCCUUUGCCAUCAGUGUCGCUGUUGCCGUUACAUUCCUGGCGGGUGUCUAUCAGAUUUUGAUGGCGGUGUUUCGUCUCGGUUUUGUCUCCGUCUACCUCUCAGCCCCCAUGCUAGAUGGGUUUGCCACAGGAGCUUCUUUCACCAUCCUGACUGUGCAGGCUAAAUACCUGUUGGGUCUAAAGAUUCCUCGUCAUCAGGGCUAUGGGACAGUAGUCAUUACCUGGAUUAACAUCUUCUCCAACAUUCACAAGACCAACCUGUGUGACCUCAUCACAAGUGCCAUAUGCAUCACAAUUUUAGUGGCUGGGAAAGAGAUCCAAGACCGCUACAAGGACCGCCUGAAGAUCCCCUUACCUACAGAGCUGGUAGUUGUAGCAGGAGCUACACUCGCCAGCCACUUUGGGGAGUUCAGUACCCGAUACCACUCCAGCGUUUCCGGUCACAUUCCCACAGGAUUUAUCCCACCUCAGAUCCCAGCGUUCAGUAUGAUGCCACGGGUGGCACUGGAUGCCAUUCCUUUAGCAGUCAUCAGUUUUGCCUUCACUGUGUCGCUGUCUGAGAUGUUCGCAAAGAAACACGGAUACACCGUUCGGCCCAAUCAGGAGAUGGUGGCCAUUGGACUCUGUAAUGUCGUUCCCUCCUUCUUUCACUGUUUCACCACAAGCGCUGCACUGGCAAAAACAAUGGUGAAGGAUUCAACCGGCUGCCAGACUCAGGUAUCGAGUCUAAUCAGUGCCCUCGUAGUCCUUCUUGUCCUACUCUUCUUCGCCCCGUACUUCCAAGCACUUCAGAAAUGUGUCCUUGCUUGCAUCAUCAUCGUAAGCCUUCGGGGAGCGCUGAGGAAGUUCAGGGAUGUACCGGCCAAGUGGCGAAGCAGCAGGAUGGACGCCGUAGUUUGGCUGGUUGCUAUGUCAGCCACAGCUCUGAUCAGCGUGGAGCUGGGCUUGCUUGUAGGCAUUGUCUUUUCAAUGAGUUGCGUCAUCUAUAAAACUCAGAACCCAAAGGUCUCUCUCCUUGGCCAGGUCAACGACACCGAUCUGUAUGAGGACAUAGAGGAGUACAAGAAUCUCACAGCGCCAAGUCGGGUUAAGAUCUUCCGUUUCCAGGCUCCUCUGUACUAUGCCAACAAGAACUCUUUCCUCAAAGCCCUCUAUAAAGCUGUUGGAGUCGAACCUUUCUUGGAGCUGACCAAGAGGAAAAAGGCAGAGAAGAAAGAGAAAGACAAGUCGAAAAAGCAAGCCAAGACAAAUGGGGAGAAAACCAACUUUGAUGUCUUUGUAGGGCUCGUCCAAAGAGAACUGGAGUUCCACACAAUCGUUUUAGACUGCUCGGCCAUCCCUUUCAUUGACUCAACAGGCAUGGCCACCUUUCAAGCGCUUGUUAAGGAAUAUAAAGAGAUCGGUGUAAGUGUGCUCCUUGCGUGCUGCAACACCCCAAUCAUUGAUGCUCUGAAGAAGGGAGAGUUCUUUGAGAAGAUUAACAAAGACAUAAGUGAUCUGUUGUUUUAUACAGUUCAUGCUGCUGUUCUUCAUGCAAACAGAGUGGCAGAGGAAAACAAGGCUGAGGACUCUGUGGUGUAGAUUGUCUGGAGGAAAUGUGUUUUUGUGCUUAAAAUUUAAUGUAGGCCAUAACAAGGGUGUAUUGCUCUGACAGUACGCCUAGGAAACUCAGCUACUCUUACUAUUGGUACCUCUUUGUUUUACAGAUAAAGUGAGAGUAUAUUUUUAAUGAGCAAUGAUCCACAAUGCUUUUUGGAGCAUUUUCAAGAUCCAAAGAGCUGGUUUGUUGUUAAUGCCAGGAAACAUAUACAACAAUGAACAAAUUGUUUUUUUUUUUUGUAAAUUCCUUCCAACGCUUAAUUCAUAUUCUUCUAUGUGCCAAAAAGUUGCAAGACAAGUGAUUAAAUCACUUCCCCGAUAGGGAUCAAACCUAUGUGUUUCUGUUCACCAGGUUUCAACAUUUGCUCUCCUUUCUAUUUUUGCGUCAUUACAGACUCUUAUCUUCUACCUAUACAAAUGGACUGGGCCAGUGGUGGUCUGCUAUGUAGCUUUGUCCCACCGUGUCUCUCCUCCCUUCCUUUUUGCACAAGGGAAAGGAAAAGAGCUGACGGCCAAACCAAACACACCCAUGGCAUUUCACCCCAAAGAGUGCCUGUGUAUUGUUUUUAGUUGCUAAGUGUAGAUGUGUACAACAUUUUUUAUGAAGUAUGACUAGAAGCGAUUAAGAAUAGCUUAAGGGAUCUUGUCAGAGCAUUAAACGAGAUACAGCACUCCGACACAACAGGUGUUGAAUUUCUAAAGGGCAGCUCGCUUAACCUGACUGCACAAUUCUUAGGAAUGUGUUUAAGCGGGCAUGACUAGCAUUCAUUAUUGAUUUAUGAGUUUUCCAUAAACACUUACGUAAUUAUAAAAGUGUGAAUAUACCAAGUCCAUAUGGACGUUACUCCACAUGUUCAGAGUCCAGACUUGUAGCUUUAGCCACCGUUUCCUGACAUGCCAACUGCCGCCUUGGGCUAUAAAUCAUUUGUAAAAGGGUAGUUAAACUCUUCCUGACUAACGGAAUCGGUCAGGAAGAGAAAUUUUACGUGACAAACGAGGACUUUGCUCGUUCCGAGAGAACCUUGCCUUAAGAAAACGGGUCAGUGGAGCUCACUUGUACUCUGGCUUGUUCUGAACAGUCAGCAGGAGCUAUAAAAUUAAAAAAGGGUUUGAGUAUUAGAUCUUAUGGUGCUUUUGAAAUGUUUUGUGUUUUCAUUGCUAAAUCCAGUGGCAACAGGUGAAGUCUCACAUGUAUUUAGUGAAAUAUUUUUUAACUUUUUUUUUUUUAAUCAAAAAAAUCUAGGGACUAGUGAAAUAAGCUCAAAUUGCUGUUCUUUUGUUAAACUACUGUUUUGCAUCGUCAUUAAUCCUGUUGAGACCAAGACUGAUAGCACAACUGACAGUACAAUGUGAAAAACGUUUAAUACGAUGUAAUGUAGACAUGAUUGUAAAUAUAGACUGCAUUACUAUUUAUAUAGAUGAACUAGUAAUUUAACUCUUCCAUGUAUUAAUUUAAUUUAAGUAACACUGAUUAUAGUUUUAGAAAUCUCAGUGGCUGUAUUUGUAACUUUUUUUUUAUAUUCAGCAUUCAGAAAGAUGUAAUAAUAUUUAGUACUUGGAUUAAAACAAGUCUUUGGUGAA